AUGACUUUGUCAAGGCCUGACAUCACAUAUGCAAUCCAUAAAUUAAGUCAGUUUGUUUCUCAACCACGUACUCCACAUUUAAAUGCAGUUCACGAGCUUCUCAGGUAUAUUAAAGCUCACUCAGGUCAAGCACUUCUCUUUCCCCCUUCAUCGUCAUUGCAGUUGAAAGCCUUUAGUGAUGCUGAUUGGGGAGCUUGUCAUGAUUCUAGAAAGUCAGUGACUGCUAAGAAGCAAACCAUUGUUUCAAGAAGUUCUGCUGAUGCUGAAUAUAGGGCCAUGGCUGUCACAACUGCUGAAGUGUGCUAG
Molecule: messenger RNA, 306 nt
Organism: Gastrolobium bilobum
Lineage: Eukaryota; Viridiplantae; Streptophyta; Magnoliopsida; Fabales; Fabaceae
Exons: 2
Coding region: 1-306 (101 amino acids)
Source: RefSeq, a predicted model, not a curated record